Molecule: messenger RNA, 1461 nt
Organism: Oldenlandia corymbosa var. corymbosa
Lineage: Eukaryota; Viridiplantae; Streptophyta; Magnoliopsida; Gentianales; Rubiaceae
Source: the annotation of a GenBank genome assembly
AUGGGCGAAGGAGGCAAAAAAGUCAUUGAUAUCACACAAAAGUCAUCUCCUCAGAGAAAAAGAAAGGCUGAAGUCUUAUCAGAAGAUUCAAAAGUGUGUUUGAAGCUGAUCAUAGACUCGGAAAACAACAAGGUUCUCUUCGCAGAAGCAGACAAAAGGGCAGUGGAUUUCUUGGUCCAUAUCCUUACUUUGCCACUGGGGGUUAUCAUGUCUCUAACCAACGAACCAAUGAGAAAAUUAGGUUCCCUUGGAAACCUCUACGACAGCGUCGAAAAUCUAAGCGAAUCGUAUAUCCAACCCAACCAAACCAAAGACAGAAUUCUGAAGCUGAAUCCUCAAACUACUCUUGAUGAGCCCUUUAAAUCAAGUCCUUUCUUUGUUGCACAAACCCUAGCAGACCAAACCCUAACUGAAAAAGUUGCUUACCUUUGCAGUGGCAGUUGUUCCUCUAUAGAAUGUUUCAGUGAUCAACUUGGUGCUCAAUGUUUCCAAUGCAAUGGAGACAUCGAUUACGAGAUAAAAUACAUCAAGCCACCACCACAAGAUAUCGCGCCUCGGCUAGAAAACCAAUCUGGACCAGUUGCUUACGUAUGCGAUGGUGGUUGCGAUGUCAAAUGUUUCAGUGAUAAACUUGGUGCCAAAUGUUGUGAGUGCAAUGAAGCUAUGGAUUACCAGUUAAAGUACAUCGUGCCGCCCAAAGAAAAGAAAUCGAAAGAUGAGGAGGAAGGUGGAUUUGUAAGUGGAGCUGUCAAGUAUAUGGUAAUGGAUGAUCUUACAAUGAAUCCAAUGUCUGCUCUUGCUGUACUGAAAGCUGGGAUGAAUGCUGGAAACCCGGAGGAGAAAGUGGUGGAUAUAGGCACCGAUGAGGAAGGAUUUGUAAAGGGAGCAGUCACGUAUAUGGUUAUGGAUGACCUGACAGUGAAGCCAGUUUCUACAGUCGAUUUGCUGAAAGGGUUAGAUGGGAGGGAUGCGGAAACCCUUGAAGAGAAAGUGGUUGAUAUUGGCCAGGAAGAGGCGAUGAAGUUGCUGAGCACAAUCCUGGUGUCAAAAACAGUUCUCACCGAUGUUUUCUUGAGUAAUAUAGGAUCUAAACCCGAGGUGAAGACUGAAACCGAGAUUUCCGUGAAGAAAAUCCCUAUGAAAAGGGUUGCUAAAGACCUUAAAAGGCCUAAGAGGCCUGCUAGUGCUUUCUUCGUCUUUAUGGACGAAUUUAGGAAGAUAUACAAGGAGAAUAACCCCAACAACGCAUCAGCUAAUGCUACGGGUAGAGCUGGUGGAUACAAGUGGAAGUCGAUGUCCGAUGAAGAGAAAGCUCCUUAUCAAGCCAUAUCUGACCAGAUGAAAGUCGAUUAUCAGAACGAGCUUGCGGCAUACAACAAGUGGCUGGCUGAAGGUCUUAGCCCUAAAAACGAAGAGUUAGACAACUCAUGGACCGAAGUUAAUGUUAGAGAAAUACAAUGA